Messenger RNA from Schistosoma spindalis, 1674 nucleotides. Lineage: Eukaryota; Metazoa; Platyhelminthes; Trematoda; Strigeidida; Schistosomatidae. The record is from the annotation of a GenBank genome assembly.
UGCAGAUAUAUGGAUAAACCAUAUGACGAAACAGUUGAUGUGCCAGAUUCCGAAGAUAUAACAACACCACGAUUACAACAGUCUCUUGCCGAAAAUUUCGGUAAAUUUCGAGUUGAUCAUUUAGAUUCUCAUAGAGAUAACAUUAAAUCAUUAAGAAAAGUAAAGAAUCAAUUACUAAAUAAAUCAAUUAAAACUGCAUCAAAAUCAGUCAUUGAAAAGAAGUCAAACAAUGAAAAAUUAAGUAGUCAAGAUAGUUCCGAUGAUGACGAUGAUGAUGAUGACGACGAUGAUGAUGACGAUAAUGGUGAUGAUGAUGAGGAGGAUGAAGAUGAAGAAGAUGACAAUUAUGAAAAUUCUAAUAUACCUGAUGUCAUUGAAGGUGUCUACAAUCCGGCCGAUUUUGAACAUUUGACUGUAUCGUCUGAAAUUAAAGAAAUUUUUGAAUAUAUCCAAAGAUAUACACCUCAAACAAUCGAAUUAGAAACUAAGUUGAAACCAUUCAUUCCUGAUUAUAUACCAGCUGUCGGAGAUAUUGAUGCAUUUUUAAAAGUGCCCAGACCAGAUGGUAAACCAGAUUAUUUAGGUUUAUCGGUCUUGGAUGAACCAUGUGCUAAUCAGUCAGAUCCGACAGUACUUAAUUUACAAUUGAGAGCUUUGUCAAAGCAAACUGCAACAAAACAAGUAAUAGUUAAAAGUCUUGAAAACGCUGAACAACAAACAAAGGUCAUAGAAAAUUGGAUUAAAAGUAUAACAGAUUUGUAUAGAGCCAAACCUGCACCAACUGUACACUAUACAAGAAACAUGCCAGAAAUAUCUGAACUUAUGGCCGUAUGGCCAACAUCUUUUGAAGAAACCAUAAAUAAUAUGGACUUGUCACUUUCUCAGUUGGAUUGUAGUUUAAAAGAUUACGUAGAUAUAAUCUGUGCACUUCUAGACAUUCCAGUUUACAAUAAUCGAAUACAUUCCUUACAUUUAUUAUUUUCGUUAUAUUUGGAAUUUAAAAAUUCUCAAGUAAGUUAAAACAUUUUUAGAAUUUCAUGUGGUGCUCAAAAAUUUCCUGGUUAUAUCCCUCAAUUGAGGAAAUAAUCUAAUGUAGAUAAAAAGACCUCGGAUUUAUACUGCUUUUUAUGGCACUAUAACGCCUGGUGUUAUUAUGCAACUACGUGAAUUAUAAUGAAUGGAGUUUAUAUUGAACCUGCUAACACUAUUGAACCACUGCUCCAAAUGACGGAUUCUCUCGAAUUCCCAUUGAACUUGCAGCAGAAAGUGACAUCAUUGUUAGUCAAUAAAAUUAAGUACUUAGCUAUGUAUAUAAUGAUUGGUAGAUUUCAGUAAAUACAUAAUGUAACAAUGUCGCUUAUUGAUGUUCAUUUUCAUUUCGUAACAUACAUUGCGCAAUCACCAUUUCCAAUGAGAUGCAACUAAUGUACAUAAAAUAUGCAAAAUAUUUGUAGCUAAUUCCAACUUAUAAUUGUUGUUUUAAGGUGUACAUCACAUGUUCAAUAAGAUAAAAUUGUAAUCAAUUCAAAAUGUUACUAAUUAAGAAAGUUAUACUUUGAGUUACCUUCAGUUAACAUGAUCAUUUCAUUAACUAGAACUAUUUUCAUUCACUCACAAAUAAAUAUCUGUUGUUUUUUGUUGUUGUUAACAGCAUUUCCGUCAAAAUGAAUCCGU